Molecule: messenger RNA, 1527 nt
Organism: Petromyzon marinus (sea lamprey)
Lineage: Eukaryota; Metazoa; Chordata; Hyperoartia; Petromyzontiformes; Petromyzontidae
Product: ras association domain-containing protein 1-like
Biological process (GO): signal transduction
Source: RefSeq, a predicted model, not a curated record
CCUCCACGGGUGACCACGUGACCCGACACGAGAGCGCACGCGCGCGCGCGCGACCGCCACCGACCGAUCGCGAAAGAUUCGGCAGCAAUUAAAAGAAAGUUCGCGCGUUUAAACGUUACGAAUACAGUAUAUAAUAACAAUAUCAGCAAACACGCUAAUAAUAGUCAUGCAAUAUUACUGUCGUAGUAAGUAGCAGUAAUCGACAGCUGUCCUGAUUAAUUGACAUGUUUUUUUUUGUUGAGGGAUAAAACACACCCAUAUUUAUACGUUUGAAAUUUUAAAACAAAAAUUAUAAUCGCAGGUGCGAGCGUAAGCUAAAGGCGUUUGUGAGGUAAAUAUAUAUCUUGCCAAAAUGAGCAGCGGUUACAGCAGCCUGGACGACGAUGUGGAGAUGGAGCAAUUCUUCACCGCGAAGCCUACAUUCAUACAGCGAGCAAGGAAUCGCUUCAUCUUGGAAAAGCAGGACAGCAAGAAGGUAAUUGAGGAAGUGUCAGAGAAAACCUCCACGUGCGGCGUGGACCUGAAAGCGAAGAUCUCCGAAUUCAACAGCCAAGUGGACAAUGGCAUGGUCAUUACACUGCAAGCCGACGACUCCUACACGGGCUUCAUCCGCGUGCACAUGUCUCUAUCGCGUCCCAUCUCGGUGGAGAGCGGCAAGCGGCCGCCCUCCAUCUACGAGGCGCUGCGGAGUGGCGCGGGCGCCGGCGGCGCCGCCGGCGGCGGCGGCGGCGGCGGCGCGACGGCGUCUUCGCUGUCGGUCAGUGCGGGCCUGCGGCGGCGCACGUCCUUCUACCUGCCGCACGACGCGGUGAAGCAGCUGCACGUAAGCAGCGCCACGACGGCGCGCGAGGUGAUCGAGGCACUGCUGCGCAAGUUCAUGGUGCUCGACAGCCCCCGCAAGUUCGCUAUCUUCCAGAGGUGCGAGAGCAACGGGCAAGUCACCCUACGUAAGAUGGCCGACACGGAGCACCCCCUCUACCUGAGGCUGAUGUCAGGCCCCGACUGUGACGCCAUGCGCUUCCUGCUCAAGGAGAACUUCAGCGAGGACGUUGAGUGGGAUGCCUUUAGCCUUCCCGAGCUGCACAACUUCCUCAGAAUCCUGGACAAGGAGGAGCGGAAACACGCCGAGGUUGUGAGCCGCAAUUACGCUCGCUACCGGGACCGCCUGCGCACCACCCUGGCAGACAAGUUGCCCACCUAGGGGGGGCCGCCCCCCACCCCCGCCGCCCCCCUCCGCCGCCAUCGUCGUCCCACACCGGCCUCGAUCGUCCGCGCUUCACGUCAGCCGAGGAGAGCGACGUUCAGUUCAGUGGCCGUGAAGCUCCCGGCGGUCAACGAUUCUGAGCCGUUCGAAUGUUGUGGGCUUCGGCCACUCGACUACGACUCAGCCGGUGUUUUCAAGCGUAGUGAAUCGAUUGUCUCAUCCCCGUUACCAAUGACGGCACCAAAAAAAAAUCAUUGAAUUUGGUUCUGCUAAUUUAAGUUACUUUUUAGCUCUGGGGAAUUAAAAUAUCGGUUUGACUUUUA